AUGGGACGACUUGACGGCAAGAUAGCCAUCGUGACUGGUUCUUCCAGCGGGAUAGGCCGUGCAAUUUCGCUGGAGUUUGCCCGAAAUGGUGCGAAAGUGAUCUGCGCAGAUUUGACUGAGAAAGCCCGUGCUGAUGUUGCCUCUGAACUGGCUAUCACAACGCACGAUCUGGUCAAAAAGGAAGGCGGGGUAGCCGAGUUCUUCAAGGUCGACGUCACCAAAUCGGAAGAACAAGAGGCUUUAGUGAAAUAUGCUGUCGAAAGGUUUGGCAGACUGGAUAUUGGCAGUCUGCUAACAGACCUCGUUUCAAGAAUGGUUAACAACGCCGGUGUUGCCAUGGAAGCUAAGGAUCCCCAACCUAUUUGGAACUUCGACCAAACUGUCUUUGAGAAGGACAUGAAUAUCAACGUGGUCGGAGUCUUGCUUGGAUGCAAGUAUGCUUCAGCCCAAAUGAUCAAACAAGAUCCGCUCCCAUGUGGCGACAGAGGCUGGAUCUUGAACACAGCGAGCGUUUUCGGCCUGGUUGGCAACGCGGGUAUCGCUGGUUAUGUGGCAUCCAAGCAUGCUGUGAUGGGACUUACCAAAGCAUCAGCAUGGGAUUGCGCGCCGCACCGAAUCCACGUGAAUGCUAUAUGUCCCGGGUACACGGACACAGCCUUUAUAGCUGGUCUUGAAGGACAGAACAGAGCCCAAGUGGAAGCACUCCACCCUUUUGGAGGGCUAGGACGUCCAGAAUACAUUGCGAGAGCGGCCUUGUUCUUGGUUUCAGAGGAUAGCAGUUGGGUGACGGGUAUAGGCUUACCUGUAGAUGGGGGCUACACAGCAUUUUAUCCUCGCCAACUAUUAGACCCAGUAACCAUGCCGCGAUGCGCAUUCUGCCGCGCCUUCGCUAUUGAUCAGGAUCGGUUCUACCUAGAAUUCCACCCAAACCUCUCCUCACUUAAACAAAGCGCUGAAGAUGGCUGCGACUUUUGUCAACUUUGCUGGACGGGCUUCCGCCGGGAAUGGGCACCUACUGAGAUUGAAUAUGUUCUCAACGGUGAAGUUCCGGAAGGAGUUACGAAGUUUGAGCCAGGGAUCUGGAUCUACGUCCAUUUCACAGAUUACAGUCCUACUCUGACUCAGCCGCGCAUUAUUGUGUCGUGCGGGAGAUAUAAUCCUAUCACUUCUGUGAAGGAAAGCAGCCAUGGACUUAGUUACAUAAACCUGGCAGUCUAUGGGAAAGAAGGAACAGCGGCAGGUUCGCGAACACCAGGACGGAUCUGCACGGCAGAAUAUGAGCCGAACUCUUACCUCACCUUAAUCCGAGAUUUUCUCAACAGAUGUACAAAGUCCCAUCCAGCGUGCGGUGCUGAGAAGACGCACGAUAUGCCCACCAGGGUCAUCGACGUUGGCAACGCGAAACAAGGAGACCUUCCACGACUUGUCGUAACUGACCAGAGGAUGAAGGAGAAAUAUCUUGCGCUGUCCUAUUGCUGGGGGCCCGGCACAGACACCUUCACCCUCAAUGACAGAACGAAGGACGAAAUGAUGAAAGGAAUCGACGAACCUCGCCUCGUAGCCGCGCAUCGCGAUACAAUCACAUUAGCGCGGCAGUUAGCCAUCCGAUAUAUCUGGAUCGACGCUCUAUGUAUAAUACAGGGCGACAAAGAUGACUGGGAACGUGAAUCAAAACUAAUGGCCAAAGUAUACGGCCACGCAACUCUUACUAUCACGGCAGGAAGAUCAGGCGAUGCUCGCAACUCCUUCAUCGCCAAUACUUACAAACAACAUGCUCCCUGCUGCGAAUUUCCUCUCGGAGAUGGCCAAGGUGGAAAUGUUCUUGUUGGGCCUUUGAGAUCCGCUGACUAUGGUGUUACUGAGACUCGUGGAUGGUGUUGUCAGGAGAAGAGGUUGAGCCGACGGGUGGUGUUCUUUGGCAAAGAGCAGCUUUUUUUCCUGUGUCGAAGCUCCGGUUACUCGGAAGACCGCAGCUAUCAGGAGGGUAAAUCUGUCUUGCUACACAGCUUUCUGACUGGUAACGUAAAUCCGCAAUUGAGGCGGGAUCGACUCCUGCAGUAUUGGGACGAGAUUGUCGUGGAUUUCACCAGACGCCAGCUAUCGAACCCUCAUGAUAUCUUCGCUGCCCUUGCAUCCAUCGCUGAACCUAUCUCCAAGGCUCUGCACUCACGCUACCUUGCUGGUCUUUGGGAAUGUGAUCUCGUUCGUUGUUUGUUGUGGAGACCUGGGUAUAAAGUAAGCAGCUUCUUUGGACCAGCGACGAGACCUUUGCCAACAAGUUUCGCACCCGCCCCCGUGAUCAGAGCGCCUUCAUGGUCUUGGGCCUCCAUCCAAGGUGGCGUCAAGCCUCUUGCCCUCCAACAAUUUCGGAGGAUGAAGACAGAGAGUCAAAGCGGAACACCAUUUAUAAGGCCGAAGGAACACCGUUGGACGGUAGAUCCUCACUGCGGAGCUGACGCACUGCACAUGCCGUCUUGCGAACUACAGCUUCUGGGGUGUGUUCAAGAAGCAAUUAUCCUCACGAGAACACCGUCGAGCGGAUUCAUUGCUUCGCUCCGGAAGCAAAAGAGGCCAGCAGGUACUAUGCGUCGACCAGUUGUGCUUGGGCGUAAGGAGAUGAAGGAGGGGAGCGUGGAUAGAGACAUGUCACUUUUUGUAGCGCUAGGAAUUUUUGACUUUGAUGAAGAGAGUGUUGAAGAGGUUUGGUGCUUGCAGCUUACACUUGAGGAAGGACUUAUGCUCUGCAAGAAAGAUGAUGGAACGUUCCAGCGUAUAGGAGUCUUUCAGGUAUGUAAAUUGGACUGGUUUGACCGCCUAAGAGAGUCGGAGGUUAGGCUGGUGUAA
Molecule: messenger RNA, 2844 nt
Organism: Fusarium tjaetaba
Lineage: Eukaryota; Fungi; Ascomycota; Sordariomycetes; Hypocreales; Nectriaceae
Exons: 5
Coding region: 1-2844 (947 amino acids)
Source: RefSeq, a predicted model, not a curated record